AUGGCCGUUCCUGCCGUUCCUGUCAUUUUAAAUUUGAGUUAAACUACAUACAAAGCUAAACAAUAAUAAAAGCUAGUAUAGGUUUAACGCUUCUUCAAUGAAAUAUGUCAAUACACGCUUCUGUGAGCGGGAAUCCUGCAAAUAUACGCCGUGGAAGAAUGGUACUGUCGGAUUUAGAUCAAAUCAAAAAGAAUGAACGUGAUCGUCGACGAAGGUUACGUCUGGAGCAGGUCCGGCAACAAUCAAAGGAAAUAUCAAAUCGACUUUUGGAACGUGCUAAAAAGAUAGCGAAAGAAGAACUUAGCAAAUUGGAAAAGGAUGGAAGGUCAGAGCUCAAGCGGAUGCAUGAUAGGAAAAUCAUGGAUAUACAACAGAAAUAUGAGGAAGAUUUGGAAGAUAUUGGUCAAGCCCAUGCCCUUGCUGCUUUGCAACCAGAUGUGAAUCUAAUAAUAGAAGAAGAGGAAAGGAAAAACAGAGCUAUGGCCUUAAAAAGAGGAAAAGAUGCUAUACAACAUAUGAAAGAAGCAAAACAGAAAGAUAGCGCAGAAGCAGCUCACCAAGAAAAAUUACGUAAAGUUCGAGAAAUAGAAAAUACAAGGGCUGCAAUGAUAGCUAAACUUCCAGUGCUAAUAUCACCUAAAGAACAUAAAAGAUCGGAAACAAAUUCUUUCCAAGAAGAUACAAAUGAAGAAGUUGUUCCUGAAACAUUAACUCCAAAGAAAAAGAGUAAAAAGAUUUUCUCCAAAAAAUCACCCAAAAGAUCGAAGAAAUCUAAUUUAAAAGAACAUCAGAAAGCAUCACCAAAACCAGGCCUUUCAAAAUUACAAAAGCAAUCUGCUGUACAAUCUCAUAAAUCAUCUAAAGAAAAGAGAAGCAGGGUUAAUCAUAUUGAAUAUAUCACCAAUGAUGUAAGCGAUGAUCAACUACCACGAAGAACAGUGCCUACUAUAAGUACUACACCAACCGAGGCUGAAAAAGUAGCAAGAUACAAUCCAGAUGAUUAUACACAAAAUAUGUCAGAUAGCAUAAGUAGUAGUAUCAGCAGUAAUAGUUCCAACUCGAUUAGCGACGAUUCGUCAUAUUUUUCUGAUGUCACAGAACAAAUAUGUUAUAAAGCUCCAAAGACAUCUUCAACAGAGAGCAAAGUGCGAUUGUAUGACCAUACUAUGCAUCAAAGGAAUGUCUACAAUAGGCCUCCUGGUAUAGUUGAAAGAAUCGAUAUUGGAAAUGAGCCAAAUGCAGUAGAAGCAGCACGAGCGAUAAACGAUGCAGAGAAUAUAAAAACGUACAUAUUGGAAAGCCAUAAAUUAAAUGCCCAGCGUCGCGGUGAAGAUGCGAUUUUGCGAGAAAAAGUACGAAGGGAUUACCAGGCACUUAUACAGAAUCUAGAUCAUCUUGCACAAGAAGAGCGCAGAUUAAAAGCUAGUCAAGUUCAAUCUACUGAAGAAAAUACACAUGCACGAUUACAUCAGAGAAAUAAAUGUCAAGACGAACAUCAAAAGAAAUUGAAUCGUGCAGCAAAAAAAAUUAUUGAUAUUGAUGGUACGCCGGCUCAAUAUCCUCAUCUCGCAGAAAGAGUAAUCACUUUACCAACGCAAAGAAAAAAUAAUACUGUACCUCAUUCCACAUGGCAAGAAUCUCAUUUCGUUGAUGAUGAGACAGAUGUUUGUUAUAUACAACGGGAUAAAAAUAGCGAAAUGUCACGGGAAGAACAAAUAUUGGACAUGCUGAAAAAGGUCGAAAGACAAAAAAGAUUAUUGCUACAGGAAUUUGGCUCAAGUUUGCCAGAUGAUAUAUUUAAUAUAAGUAUAAAACCGGUUUUUGAAGAUAAAAUGCAGACAAAAAAAACACCGAAAGCUGCCAAGCCUUUAUCUCCCGAAAUUAAAGUUAUAAAUAUGUCUAACAACGACGAAUGUGUAAAGAAAGAUCGAAAGACGAAAAAAUCGGACAAAUUACCUGCGAAGAAGAUUGAAAUUGCUGUACAGGCAGAAUUAGACAAAAUUAGUCCAGCAGAGAAUAAAAGUAUACAAGUGGAAUUGCCUCAAAAAGAUACAGAUACACCGUUUUCCAACAAAGAUACAACUGAUCGAAUACCUCAUCCAAUUGAACCAAAAAUUACUGUCAUCACACCAGAGACAUAUGAGAGUAGUAACAGUAGUGAUUCAACAAGCUCCGAACUUAGCAGAAUGGUCAUUGAAAUUGAUAGGAAAGAAGUAGUUAUAACACCUAAAAAAAGAAAAAGCAACGUACGAGUAUCGAAGCGAUUAUCACCUCGGAUUUAUCAGAAGAUUCGUUCAACGUCCGUCAGUUCUAAAGCAACAUCACCUACGAAAAGAUUCUCAAGAUCUCAGUCAAGCACUCGUUUGACUAGUCCUCAAAAGAAGACGAAAUGUUUAGAUGCACCGGUGGACACAGCCAGUAGAAGAGUCGACAUACAUGUGAGCAAGUCUGCAUUCACCGAUGAAACAGAUCCAUCGCAGGAAACAAGAGUAUCGAUAGACGCCAGUGCGGAGAGCUCGCAAACGUUUUCAGGGAUGAACGAUCAAGAACAAACUUCGAGUAAACCGUAUCGAGUUCGCACGCAAAUGAAAAAGUGGAUUCGAAUAAAGGAUACUUCCGAUACAUCGACAUCGUUUGCAAGUCCACCACCUGUAAAGCCUAAAUCGAUGUUUGACGUUUUGACUAAUGUUACACCAAUUUUGGAGAUGUUAGAUACUCCAGGACCCGAAGAAUUAAGAAGAUUACGACAUGAGGUCAGUCCAGUCUCUACACCAGAAACUCCUUCGCCACGUACAAUGAUGAUGCCAUCGAAUAUUCCACAUCGUGAUAGAAUAAGCAGAAUGCUUAGAUACAAUAUGAAUAACUCACAAAUUAAUGAUACUAGUACUAUACUUUCAUCGACACAAAAGGAUCAGUCUACAUUAACAGAUCCAUCAGAUACUUGUCAGAGAACAUCUGUAACAUCAAAACAGCCAAUUACAUCUAUGCAACAGCCUUCAAUAUCAUCCGAAGUCUGUAUAUGCAAAAAUCCCGAAUGUAAAUUGUUACAUACAAGACUCGAUGAUAUUCAUGAUUAUGCGCUAAAAAAUUGUCCUGAAAUAUUACAAAAAUACGAAGAUCUUCAGAACUUGUGUGCAGAAAGAAUAGCAUCUUUAACUGAUCUUAUUGAAAAAGUACGAAACGAACAGAAAGGUAUGGAUUUUUCGUUAAUCAGUCCAAGUGAUGAAACUAGCUUAAUGCAACUACCUACUGCAUCAAGACCGAUACGUGAGGAUGAGCAAACAGUGCAUAGGCUGAUUGAGAGUAUAGAAACAAUUCAUGCCCAACUUGCAAGAACUCUCUUUGAAUCACAAAGAAUUGUGGGAAGUGAAGCAAUUCCAAGGGAUGAACCUACAUCUGAUGCAGAAGUUCAAGCAAUCACUUCUACUCCUAGAAGUAAAUCACUAGAUACAGUUAAAGCACAUAUACAGAAAUCCGAAGUAGUAAAAAGCAAAGCUAAGCCAAAGAUUAUAAGCAAUGAAAGAGUUAAUAUAGAACUUAAUCGAUUUAAAAUGCAGCCUCAAGCAACAAAAAUGUCAGAUCGUAAUUCUUGGCCUCCCUGUACAUUUUCUCUUCAUGAAGAAGAGGUAAUAGAAAAAUUGUCGAAAGAAAUUUUGGAACAAAGUAAGAAUAUAGACAAGGCAAGCAUCGCCUCAAGAGGGACUGAUGAAAUCUCUAUGCAACAUAAAAUGUCUUUUAAGAAUCUUAAAAAUAAUACCUCACUAGAAUAUGAAAAAGAUAAUAGUAUUAUAAAAGAAGUUGCUUCUACUCAAGAGGUAACAAAAGAAAAUGAUUUCAUUCCCAUAUUAACUGGUAUUCCCAAAAUAUCACGCAAUCAUGGAAUUGUGACAUCGAUAGGUACAAGACCUAAACCUCCUGUUACAUUGUUAAAUGGACCAUUCAGGUCAGAAUUAGAAUCAUCAGGGCAUGAACUAUCAACGAUAGUGGAAUUUGAUACAACAGAUACAGUUACUAAAAGUAUCAAGAGCCCUGCAAAAUCUAAACCUUCAGUGCAUGUGGCUCCUUUACCUGUUCAACAGACUCAACAUUCUUCAGAAAAAUCACCAACAUCCAGUGUGAAACUUUCUGCUGAGGAAUUGAUCUUUGCACAGAGAUUACAGGAAACUAGAACUAAAUCUCCUGAAAAAUUAAAAAAUACAGCUGAUAGUACAGCAAUAAAAAUUGAAGCCGAACAAGAGUAUAUACUUGAAAAAUGUAAUAAACAAUUACAAUGUAACACAACUACUGAGGAACCUAUAUCUCAAACAAAAGAAAAACUCGGUUCUUCUAUAAGUACUGAUUUUAAUAAUCUAUAUAAAGAUAGUAAACAUAAAACAACGUCCACUAGUGCAUACAGUUUUUCUGGAUUGUCUGGAAUUUCCGAAAUAACGAGUUCUCCAUCGUCAGAUAUUCUGAAGCAUGCUUCAUCUUCAGAAGAAAUGGAAACUGCUUUGAAGAAACUAGGUUUGGGCUGGGCUGUUACGACACUAAAGAAAACUCGAGAAGCAAGUGCUCUUAGUUCAUCCUCAAAUUCAGAUGUUACACCAGUAAAUACAGCUAGAAGAAUGAUUUCUCCUACUAAAAAACUACAUGAUCCAAGUGGUUUUCCUGAUAUUAGUGAUGUGUCAUCAAUAUCAAUUAAAGAAGCUAGCAAAAGUACCGAGCAAGCUGUGCUUUUAAAAGGAAGAACUUCUACGCCUAAAUUUCAAAACUCAAAUUCCAAUAGUGAGAGAUCUACUACUACAAAUACGUCUGAAAGCAUUCAAGAUGCAAGUGAUAGUUUAACUGUACCUAAUGUGUCGCUUACAAAAACUAAAUCUGAUAAUAAGCAACAAAAUCUCUGACAUAAAGUGUUAUAUAUAUAUAAUUUCAUUAGUUACUUAUUUUUAGAUAUAUAUAUUAUUAUAUUUGACGGGAAUUUUUUAUGGGGGAUUAAUUGUAUAAUAGGGACCAUAAAAUAUUCAAAUAUUAAUACAUAAAUCAUUUUCAUAUUGAACACAUGCAACACAACAGUUGUGUGUAUAUUGUAAUAAUUAGAGUGCUCAUAUUUUUGUUAUAAAUAUAGCUUGCAAAAAGAGAACUAUACAUUUCUAACAAUUUUAAAGUCUAUAUACUUAAAAGUAAAAAUAUAAAAUAAUUGGAAUUUUUUGAUAUUUAUUGCAUUA
Messenger RNA from Nylanderia fulva, 5204 nucleotides. RefSeq lists its product as uncharacterized. Lineage: Eukaryota; Metazoa; Arthropoda; Insecta; Hymenoptera; Formicidae. The record is from RefSeq and is a predicted model, not a curated record.